AUGGAAAGUAGGAGAAAGAUACGUAGCGUCCGCCUUAGGACAGAAUUGCCGUGUUUGGCCUCCGCGGCCGUUUUCUCCAACCCCGCGACGGGAUCCCCUCUGACUUUUCGGCGUGUAUUGCCCAUAUUGGAUGGGGGUCACUUUCACCACCACUUAUUGCCCCUCCCCCUCUUUCCACCCGCGCGCCCCCUCCACUCGUUCCAUGGUCCAUCAAGAUUUCAUCCCGCAACAUCCACCAUUGAGCCAAUCCACGCCUCGUCUUCGAAGGCGGACGCGGCAUUCUUUCCGGGAAAAAGCUCAAACUUGACCAUGUAUUCGUACUUUCCAAUGCUUUCUCAAAGCAAGAAUAUCCAUUCCGUUGUCAUCAUCUCGUACCUGGUACUCGAUACACUUGAGAUGGAUAUUUCGGCGUACUUGUACUCGAGCCGAGUCGAGAAUUCCUCACUCGGCUAUAGAUCAAAACUAGCAGCUUCCCAGGUCGUCGGCUUGCUUGGUAGGAGUAGCUCGGUGCUUCCCCCCACCGACCAAGUCUCUCUCGUAACCCGCAUUUCCGUUUUGCAUCACACGCCUCCGCCGAUUCGCCUUCCAAUUUCUUGGAAUCACUUUCGCACUUACAUACCCCUUGCUCUUAACAACAUCGUCGUAGCUUUCUUCUUCCCUCUCCAAAUCACUUCUACAUCUCACCCAGCAUCCAGACCUCCGUCCUUCACGGCGCGAGGGACCUCAAGAUCGAAGCUCCGAGAAUCCCAGGCAGACGCACCGUCAAACGCAAGAUCUAACUCGGAGCGACAGGAACAAAGACAACUCCCCGCCCUCGCGCCAGGCGAAGUCCAAGUCGCCGUAAAGGCCACCGGCCUCUGCGGCUCCGACCUGCACUACUACAACCACUUCCGCAACGGCGACAUCCUCGUGCGGGAACCCUUAACCCUCGGUCACGAGUCCAGCGGCGUCGUCACCGCCGUCGCCUCGGACGUCUCUAACCUUGCCGUCGGCGACCACGUCGCCCUCGAGGUCGGCCAGCCCUGCGAGGCCUGCGAACUCUGCGCCGCGGGCCGCUACAACAUUUGCAAGGGCAUGAAGUUCCGCAGCUCCGCGAAGGCGUUCCCGCAUGCCCAGGGCACCCUUCAGGAGCUGGUGAACCACCCGGCAAAGUGGUGUCACAAGCUCCCCUCAGAAGUCUCCCUCGAAUUCGGCGCCCUCGCCGAGCCCCUCUCCGUAGCAAUGCACGCCCGCGACCGCGGCAACCUCCCCAGCAACUCGACCGUCCUCGUCUUCGGCGCCGGCGCCGUGGGUCUGCUCUGCGCCGCCGUGAGCAAAGCCGACCAGCAGCGCGUCGUCAUCGCCGACAUCCAGGCGGACCGCGUGCAGUUCGCGCUCGACAACGGCUUCGCCGACGCCGGCGUCGUCGUCCCCGCGCAGCGCCCGCAGACCAUCGAGGACAAGCUUGCGUACGCGCAGAGCGUCGCGGAGCUGGUUAAGAAGGCCGAAAUUGGAGGGGCGGCGGUGGGCGAGGUGAAUGCGACGUAUGAGUGUACCGGCGUCGAGACGUGCAUGCAGACUGCCAUCUUUUCCACACGCCCGGGCGGCAAGAUCCUCAUCAUCGGCAUGGGCACCCCGAUCCAGACGCUGCCCAUCUCGGCGGCGGCGCUGCGCGAGGUUGAUUUCGUCGGCGUGUUCCGGUACGCCAACACGUACCCCAAGGCCAUCGACCUCAUCGCCACGAAACCAAAGGGCCUGCCCGCGCUCGAGAAGCUGUUUACGCACCGGUACAAGGGGUUGAGCACCAUCAAGGACGCGUUUGACAUGGCGGCCAAAGUUAAGGACGAGAGCGGGAAUCUGGUGCUCAAGGUUUUGGUGGAUACGUCGAAUUAG
Molecule: messenger RNA, 1872 nt
Organism: Colletotrichum lupini
Lineage: Eukaryota; Fungi; Ascomycota; Sordariomycetes; Glomerellales; Glomerellaceae
Product: alcohol dehydrogenase GroES-like domain-containing protein
Exons: 10
Coding region: 1-1872 (623 amino acids)
Biological process (GO): D-sorbitol catabolic process
Molecular function (GO): L-iditol 2-dehydrogenase (NAD+) activity; zinc ion binding
Source: RefSeq, a predicted model, not a curated record